AAAAUGAGUCGUGUUCAAACAAGCUGAGUUUUAUGCGCACAUAGAGGGAAAAACAUACGGGUGAUGUGAGAGACUCUGCGUUGUUCUUAAAAAGGGUCAUAAAUCUAUUGAAUUUGUUUGACCAAGUCCAAAAUGGCAGACCUGGAUUUAGAUGCAGCUUUUAUCCCAGCUCUCCAUAAGCCAGCAGCUCUACUCCCCAUCGCGAAACAUCGCGAGAGCCUUCUUUAUCUGAUUGAAAAAUACCCAGUCACUAUUGUCAUAGGCCAAACUGGUUCUGGAAAAACAACACAAAUACCUCAAUUCCUAGAACGAGCAGGAUGGUGUUCAGAUGGAAAGAUCAUUGGCGUCACUCAGCCUCGUCGUGUCGCGGCAACCACAGUUGCGGUGCGAGUCGCCGAAGAAGUUGGCUGUGAGCUUGGCAAAGAAGUCGGAUACUCAAUUCGAUUCGAGGAUGUGACCUCGGCAUCAACAAAGAUAAAGUUUCUCACAGAUGGCCUCCUCAUCAGAGAAGCUCUCGUCGACCCAUUGCUGACGCGUUACUCGGUUAUCAUGGUUGACGAGGCACAUGAGAGGUCUAUCAGCACUGAUGUCUUAUUGGGUCUCCUAAAGAAGAUUCGCCGAAAGCGACCCGAGUUGCGUAUCAUCAUCAGCAGUGCUACUCUUCAAGCUAAGGAGUUCUUGGAAUUCUUCACAAGAAGCAGUGAUGAUCAGCCAAACAAAACAGACAAAAAUGAUGAAAUCGGGACCAUCGUCAGUCUCGAAGGGAGAACUUAUCCAAUAGACAUACUCUACUUGGAGUCACCGGCAGAGAACUAUGUUGAGAAAGCAAUUGACGUGGUCUUUGAUAUUCAUACCCAAGAAGGCGAAGGAGAUAUCCUAGUUUUCUUGACUGGCCGAGAGGAAAUCGACAAUGCGAUACAAGCAGUCAGCGAGCGCAUGCUUGAUCUUGGCUCAAAACACGGGCCCCUGAUGCCAUUGCCAUUAUAUGCUGGCUUGUCUACCGAACAGCAGAUGUACGUGUUUGACAAGCCGCCAGAGGGCACCCGAAAGGUUGUCUUCUCUACGAAUAUCGCUGAAGCAUCAGUCACAAUCGAUGGAAUUGUAUUCGUGGUGGAUAGUGGAUUCGUCAAACUAAGAGCAUAUGACCCAAGGACUGGCAUAGAGUCACUCACUGCUGUAGCAUUAUCGAAAGCGGCAGCGUCCCAACGUGCCGGAAGAGCUGGCCGAACAAAACCUGGAAAAUGCUUCCGGCUUUACACGGAGCAGAGUUACCAGUCGCUGCCGGAUGCCAAUGUCCCUGAGCUUCAGAGGUCGAACUUGGCACCUGUAGUCCUGCAACUCAAGGCUUUAGGAAUAGACAAUAUCGUGCGGUUCGAUUUUCUAUCUCCGCCACCAUCUGAACUCAUGGAAAAGGCUCUUGAGUUGCUCUAUGCUCUAGGAGCUUUGGAUGAGUAUGCCAAGCUCACUCGACCUAUGGGCUCAAGGAUGGCCGAGUUGGCCGUUGAGCCUAUGAUGGCGAAAACCCUACUAGCGGCACCGUCCUUUGGAUGCCUCAGCGAAGUGCUUACAAUCGCGGCAAUGACCAGUCUCGGAGGCAGUGUAUGGUUCUCUCACGAAGGCGAGAAAAAGAAGAUGGAGACAUCACGCAGAAAGUUCGCCGUGGAUGAGGGCGACCACUUGACUCUUCUUAACGCCUACCAAGCCUUUGUUACAAAGGGACGAAAAGAAGCAAAGUUCUGUCAUGAAAACAACCUCAACUUCAAGUCCAUGAGUCGAGCAGUCAGUAUCAGAGCUCAACUAAAACGGUAUCUCGAGCGAUUCAGCAUUAAUAUAGACGAGACGCUCGCUGGACAAGCAUCACCGGAGGCGAACGUCAAAAAAGCAGAACAGAUCCGCCGUUGUCUUACAUCGGGCUACUUUGCCCACGCAGCAAGGAUGCAACCAGACGGAACGUUUCGCAACGUCGAGGGCAACAUGGUUCUUCACGCACAUCCAAGUUCACUAAUGUUCAACCGCAAAGCGGAUUGGGUCAUAUUCCAUGAAGCAAUGGAGACGGGUAGCAAGAUAUUCAUCCGGGAUGUCACCAAGAUCGAGAAAGGAUGGCUCUUGGAAUAUGCGCCAGAAUUUUACCAAAUCACGACAGAUCGGAGAGGAUGAGGGGUCGAUAUGAAGGGAGAUGGGGCCAUCGAUAUAUGAAACUGCCAGGUCGGGGAUAACUAGGAUGGUAUAUGAAUGGCGGUUUCAAAGCUUCGGGAUCAAGGAUAGCAAUAUUGGUUAAGGUGUGAGGCAUUUCCCCACAGUGAAAAUAUCAUUUGCUUGAUUUAUAAAGUGAGAUGACAUGACUGGAGGAAGCCUUGGCUGGUCAAGGGAGUCCUUGAUUCCGACAUAAACUGCUAUGGAUACCCAUGGAUGUUAAGCUGUUAGCCUGCCUGUCAAACACUGACCGCCAUUGGAUCAGACGAAUCCCCAAUAUUGAUGUUUUCGUAUGGUAAUAGCCUGGAUGACGGUGAACGGGCCGAAGGCAAGGCAAAAC
Molecule: messenger RNA, 2533 nt
Organism: Fusarium oxysporum Fo47
Lineage: Eukaryota; Fungi; Ascomycota; Sordariomycetes; Hypocreales; Nectriaceae
Product: P-loop containing nucleoside triphosphate hydrolase protein
Exons: 2
Coding region: 133-2157 (674 amino acids)
Cellular component (GO): catalytic step 2 spliceosome; intracellular anatomical structure
Molecular function (GO): RNA binding
Source: RefSeq, a predicted model, not a curated record